AAAAAUAUCUAUCCCUAAAAAAAUAUUUCUCAGAAAUUUAUAAUGCCAGAUAAUGAAUAGCAAAGAUAACACUGUUGCCGAUUUUCAGGCUUGUACUGGUAUUGAAGAUGUCGGAUUAGCAUUUAAAUAUUUAGAAGAUCAUCAAUGGAAUUUAAUCGAUGCAGUUAACUCUGCUAUGAAAAAUGAUAAUAUUGUUGAUAUAAAUUAUAAAGGCGAUGAUAUAUCUAUAAUAUCUCCUAGUCAGGCUACCACAUCCUUAAAUAACAUAUAUUCAGCCAAUUCGUCAUCUAGUCAUAAAGUUAAUCCUUUAAUAAACACAUCAUCCUUAACCAAGAAUACAAAUAAUAUGGGGCCAAAAAUUUUAAUUUUUAAUAUUACUUAUAAAGAUAAAACCUCAGUUAUAAAAGUUUUGGAAUCUCAAACUGUUGGCAAACUUAAAGAAUAUAUAGAAGAAAGAUUUAAAAUACCCACAAAAGAAAUAUAUUUAUCUGGGUGGUAUAAUAAUCUGAAAGUUUUUAAUUAUACUAUAUUAUCAUCAUUAUCCUUGCCAAUUGAAAAUAAUUUACAACUUUCAAAAUUAUCACAUAUGACCUCUGGGAAAAUACCAUCCUCAAAUGAAUCCCAAUCCAAGCGCCUUUACACACUUUACAUAAAGAAUUGCUGGAAAGAUCAAAAAUACACUCUACAAAUGCCGGGUGACAAAACUAUAAAAGAGUUAAAAGACACGUUCGCCGAGAUGUCAUCUAUCCCAACAAAAGACCAGGAAUGGAUCGGGUUUCCUUUCGAAAUUAUCAGUGAUUCGGUAACCCUAAAUAAAACCGGUAUAAAUUUUCCUACGCAAGAUUUUGAAGUGUUCAAUAAAGCUAGCGAUAGCAAUUUACUAUCCCAUACAUCUAAUGGCAGGUCCUCUGUGGACGAGGACGAGCCUAUGAUGAUAGCUCAUCUGCCACCCCCGACCUCCUCGAAAAUUUUCUCAAAUAUCCAUGAGACACAAGAAGAAGGUGAAGGGGACGAAGAGUUCCUCGAUAGCUCAGAUAAUUUUGGUGUGUUCGAUGCCCCUUGCUCCUCCUUCAAGCUGUCCAACCAACAACCUUUAAUUUUACCGAAUACUAUCGACGUGGUGGAAGGACAGAUUCAUUUCGUUAAUCAAUUCGAAUUAAGAUACGGGAAAACGCAUCCGCAAUUCUUUAUCGGAACUAUGCAACACGCCCUGGAUGCCUCAUGUAACCUUCCCAUAUUAGAACGCAAAUUACUCGUUGUAUACCUCCACCACGAAAAAAGCAUUUUAUCUAACAUAUUUAUCAGUUUAAACCUAUGCUCCGAAACGGUUAUCAACUACCUCAACGCGAAUUUUAUAUUAUGGCCUUGGGACGUUACCCACACAUCUAACAAAGAAUUAUUUUUACGUAUAACAACGAUCAAAUUCGGCAAAAUCUUGGAAAACACGCUAAAAACCACAAACGUUAACGAAUACCCGUGCCUUAUCGUUUUUCAAAAAUGCAGAGGCCAAUUUGAUAUUCUCAACAUUUUUAAAGGAAGCACUUGUUUGGAAGAUUUAAUGACCACAUUGAUCCACUCGGUCGACAUGUUUAGAAAUAAUCAACAAUCAUCUCUACAAGAAGAAAUGGAAAGAGACACGAGGGAAAAUAUAAAACGCGAACAAGAUGAGGCGUAUCGUUUGUCACUUGAAACGGAUAAAGCCAAAAAAAUAGCUCGCGUAAAAGAAAUCGAACAGGAACAGCUGAUCCAAAAACUUAAGGAGGAAGAAGACGAGUUUAAGAUGAAAGAGAAAGAAGCAAUAAAAAUGUCCUUAGCUGAUAGCCUACCAGAAGAACCUCCCAAGGAUUGCGUAUCGCCCGUAACCACUAUAAAAAUCCGCUGUAUAAACCAAAGCAAAACGUUUCAAAGAAGAUUUUUGGCCAGCACAAAGUUGGAAAUUCUGUUAAAUUAUAUAGCCUCGUUAGGAUUCGACCAAAAAGAAUACAGCUACAUGACUUAUUGGCCUACGUUCGAUAUAUCGCAAUUAAACCCCAACGAAACCCUGAAAACGCAUAAUCUUUAUCCUCAAGUUUCCCUAACUAUAACCGAGAGGGUUGAAUAAACCUAUUUUAAUUCAAUAUUAUUAUCAUUUAUAAAAAAAAAAUGUUUCUUAUUUAUAAUUAAAUUACCGUCGCUUUCAAAUAUUUUGAUAUCUUUUAUUUGAUAAGAUUAUAUA
This is a messenger RNA of Gordionus sp. m RMFG-2023, 2215 nucleotides long. RefSeq names its product FAS-associated factor 1-like. Gene Ontology annotation, cellular component: endoplasmic reticulum; nucleus. Lineage: Eukaryota; Metazoa; Nematomorpha; Gordioida; Chordodea; Parachordodidae. The coding region runs from base 53 to 2101 and encodes 682 amino acids. The record is from RefSeq and is a predicted model, not a curated record. Gene Ontology annotation, molecular function: ubiquitin binding. The transcript has 19 exons.